GAAACAAUUCAAACCACUGGUCAGAGCAGCUGAAAUGGAUUUGAGAAGGUUGAUGAGGUCAGACCUGCUGUUGCUGUGCGAUGAGUUGGGAGUUGAUGUGGACAAGAUUAUGAAAAAACCAGCUAUCCAAAAGGCAAUUAAGGAAAGUGGAAAGGACGGUGAGAGUAUGCGGACUGCUUGGGAGGUGUUGCAGGACGCGCAAAAGCUCGAGCUAGAGCGGGAAGAACGCCUGAGAGAACAUGAGCGAGAACAGAAAAAGCUCGAGCUAGAGCGGGAAGAACGCCUGAGAGAACAUGAGCGAGAACAGAAAAAGCUCGAGCUAGAGCAGGAAGAACGCCUGAGAGAACAUGAGCGAGAACGGAAAAAGCUCGAGCUAGAGCGGGAAGAACGCCUGAGAGAACAUGAGCGAGAACAGAAAAAGCUCGAGCUAGAGCGGGAAGAACGCCUGAGAGAACAUGAGCGAGAACAGAAAAAGCUCGAGCUAGAGCGGGAAGAACGCCUGAGAGAACAUGAGCGAGAACAGAAAAAGCUCGAGCUAGAGCAGGAAGAACGCCUGAGAGAACAUGAGCGAGAACAGAAAAAGCUCGAGCUAGAGCGGGAAGAACGCCUGAGAGAACAUGAGCGAGAACAGAAAAGGCUCGAGCUAGAGCGGGAAGAACGCCUGAGAGAACAUGAGCGAGAACAGAAAAAGCUCGAGCUAGAGCGGGAAGAACGCCUGAGAGAAGAUGAGCGAGAACAAAAAAGGCUCGAGCUUGAGCGGGAAGAACGGCUGAGAGAACAUGAGCGACAACACAAAAACACGAAAAAGAAAUGGCUGAGAUACAGAUUGAAAUCCUGA
Rhipicephalus sanguineus (brown dog tick) is the source of this 838-nucleotide messenger RNA. Its product is annotated as trichohyalin-like. The record is from RefSeq and is a predicted model, not a curated record. NCBI's taxonomy places the organism in Eukaryota, Metazoa, Arthropoda, Arachnida, Ixodida, Ixodidae. Bases 35 to 838 code for a protein of 267 amino acids. The transcript has a single exon.